AUGAUGAUUGAUGUAUCUUAUACAAUGACUUAUUUACAUGAAAAAAAUAUUGUUCAUGCUGAUUUAAAAUCUGAUACUAUUUUAUUAAGAACAAAUGGUAUUGCAGUUCUUUCUGAUUUUGGUCGCUCGAAAAUAAUCAAAGAUUCUACAAUGCAACAUAAUCAUAACGAUAAAGGAGCUAUUAGAUGGCUUGCACCAGAACUUUGUAAGAAUCAUCCAGAAAGAUGUUCAUUUAUGUCCGAUAGAAAUGAUGAAGUUAAAAUUCUCCGUGCUUGUUGUACAUGGUCAAAAAAGGAUCGACCAGAUAUCACUAAAAUUAUUAAAGAUCUUCAUUAUACAGUAAACAAUGAUCAUCAAAUUCAAAAUAAACAAAAUGUAGUCACUUUAUAUAAAAUGGAAAUGUCUCAUAUUGAACGACAACCUUCUACUCGAAUUCCUCCUCAAACUUCUCUACAAAAAAACAAAGCAUUAUAUGAUUCUGAAGACUAG
Messenger RNA from Adineta steineri, 489 nucleotides. The record is from the annotation of a GenBank genome assembly. Lineage: Eukaryota; Metazoa; Rotifera; Eurotatoria; Adinetida; Adinetidae.